Molecule: messenger RNA, 621 nt
Organism: Pectinophora gossypiella (pink bollworm)
Lineage: Eukaryota; Metazoa; Arthropoda; Insecta; Lepidoptera; Gelechiidae
Product: protein insensitive-like
Exons: 5
Coding region: 1-621 (206 amino acids)
Biological process (GO): positive regulation of neuron differentiation; negative regulation of Notch signaling pathway
Cellular component (GO): nucleus
Molecular function (GO): DNA binding; transcription corepressor activity
Source: RefSeq, a predicted model, not a curated record
AUGCAAGAGAAUCAAACAGUGUUAGAGGAUAAUAACAAAAACGCACAUGAAACUAACGAGCAAAUGCCAGAGUCUAAAGAGGUUAAUGUUUCGCUUCUUGAUUCCUCUGCCCAGGACACAUUGAAGAGUACUGAGGAUCCAAAUUCGAGUUCUAUAACGAUGACCACGUCUGUUGAAUCUGAAAAAGAAGCGGAACCUGAGGAACGUGCAAAAGUAAAACGCUCAAACGUUAGUAUCAACUUGGUAUCUAUUGGCGACGGGAACGCUAAAGUGCCAUCUAGCCUUCUGAAUAGGCUGAACUGGAGUUCCUACACCAACGUGACUAGAAAGCUCCUCUCCGCCGUAUUUUCGCGCAAUGUCCUCGCCACGCAUUCGCUGACUGGCAGACCUUCUCCUGCCUUUCCGGAUAAGCCGGCGAAGAAGAAACUUAACUCAGCGAUUGUCAACGACAUCGUGCAAACCGUAGUCCAGAGAUGCAAAGUUGCAGAAAAUCUCGUUAGGGUCAGCAUUACGACCAAAUGCGCUGAUGAAGCUAAAAUGCUUCGCAAAAGAAAUCAGCUGAACGAACGACGAGUCCAGAAGCUGGAAAACACCCCGCCAUCCGACUCUGACAGCUCUUGA